Molecule: messenger RNA, 3570 nt
Organism: Peronospora matthiolae
Lineage: Eukaryota; Oomycota; Peronosporomycetes; Peronosporales; Peronosporaceae
Source: the annotation of a GenBank genome assembly
AUGCUCACGAAGAAGAAGGAGAAGAAGCUCGAGCAGAUGCGCGAGCUCGGACGCGGGGGCCUCACCAAGGGGCUGCACUUUCUGCGUACUGCCGCCGCUUCGGCGAACGCGCCGUCCGCGUCUCUGGACGGCAGCGAGACGACGGACACGAGCGCCGCAGCAGCAGCUGCAGCCGCUGCGGCGGCGGCAGAGAGCGCGCCGUCGACGGCUCGGAACCGCUUGACGUACGAGGAGCUGGUGGCGCUCAGUAUGAAGCUCACGAGGCAGAACAAGCUCCUGAACGCGCAGUAUCAGAAGACGCAGCGACAAGCGGCAGCGGCGGCCCGGAGCGACGCGGACGUGGAGACGCUGCGGCAGUUUCUCGAGCACGACGUGGGGCUGGACGUGGCAACGUGUGUCAAAGCUGGAGUCGAUAAAAGUAACGCUAGUGAAAGUAGCAGCAGUGCAAUGGAGGGCACGAUUGAUGCGGUUGUGCUGCAGGAAAAGUACCGGACGUUGGUGGGACGAAAAGAGGUGGCGAAGGACCAGCAGGAGACUGUGACGAGUGUGGAUUUGCUGGACUUGUCGCCGGUGGUGGCUACAGCUGGGAAACUAGUUGGGGAGACAAAGGACGAGGAGAUGGAGGAACUGAAGAGGCAGGCGGCAGAGCGGGAAGCAGCGCAAGAUGCUGUGAGGAGGGAGCUGGAGCAGGAGAAGCAGAGCCUGGAGCAGCAGUGGCACGAGCAGAGCAUUCUUGUGCAGGAGUUGACGCAGAAACUAGCACAGAAGCAGAUGCGGGAUGAAAGACGAGAGGAAGAAGCGGUGCAGCUGGUAGAGAGGGAGCGAGAGAGAUGGAGGAAGGAAAUGCUUGAACAGGUAGAAGCGGAGCAGAAACAACGAGAUGCGGAGCUGCAACGAGCAGCUGAUUUGCUUGCCAAGGUCGAGCAGGAAAAGGUAGAAAUGGCGGAGAGGCUACAACAAGCAGAAGCGGCGGCGUUUGCAUUCGCUGCAAAACUGGAAAGCGACGAAAGUGAUGAAAAUGACAAGAUGCACGCAGCACUGGAGGCUCAACAGGAUGAGUUGAAAGCGGCAGAGGUGGUCAAUGAACGGCUGCGAGAGCAAAUUCAGCUACUACAGCAAGCACCUUAUUCUACGGAAGUCUUGGAGGCUGAAGUGAAUGAGAAGGUUUCGAUUGCAUUGGAGACGCAACGGAUUAAACUAGAGGUGACAAAGGUAGAAAACACGCGUCUUCAGGAGCAAGUCAAUCAGCUGCUCGAUGCCCCUUCUUCCGCCGGCGUGACGGAGGCUGAAGUGGAGGAGAAGGUGUCGGCGGCGAUGGAAGCGCAAGCAGUAGAGCUAGAGGCGACAAAAGCCGAGAACACGCGUUUGCAGGAGCAAAUUGAAGCACUGCAUCAGACGACGAUGGCAUUGGCUGCUGAAGUGCAAAGAGUAGGUGCCGAAGACGUUACCGAUUCGCUGCGUGCCGAAAUCGAUUCUUUGCGAGGUCUGCUGGAGGCAAAAGAUAGCAAUAGUAAAGUUCUGGAGCAAGAGCUUGUGGCGCUGAAGAAUCGCGUUCAAACGUUGCAGGAGGAGGCAGAGUGCUCAGGUAAUGUAGCCGAUACGGGCUUGAUGCAGGAGCUGGAGCGACUGAAACUAGAGGUGGCAGAGCGCGCGCACGAGAAAGGAGUGUUACAGGGAAACCUGCAAGUUGCAGAAGAGCGCUUAGCCAAGAUAGACAGCGAGAGUGAAGCUACUCAGUCGCUCUUGGAUGCCCUAAAACAAGACACGAGUCGUCUUGCCGACCAGGUGGCACAAUUUGAACAAAAGCAAGCCGCUUCGGACGCGAAGAUUGUUGCGCUGACUGAAGCAAAACAGGAGAUUGAGAAGCAGCAGCAAGAUGCACUGGAGGCUAAAGCGACGAUGGAAACACAGCUGGAGGAGGAGCGUGUAUACUGGACUUCUAAGCUCGAAAAUCUGAUAACGGCAAGUGAUGCGGCAGAUAUCAAGAAUGAGACGCUUCAUGCUCAGCUACUUGAAAAGGAGAAGGAAGUCACAAAGAUGGCAGCUUCUCAUGUAUCCAUGACGUCGGAACUGGUGGAGCUGCGAAAGCAGGUGAGUAGUAUGCGCAAAGAUCUGUCGACGGCUGCUGAGAACCUUGAGACGCAUGCCACAAAGGCUGAGGCUGACAAACGUAGACACGUCCAAAGCGAGAAAAAGGCGGCAGAGUUGAAGAAGCGUCUUGAUGAGAUGCGCGCAAAGCAUCAUGAAAGCUUCGAAAUGUUGCGCCAAGAGAAGGAGGCUGAGCUGGAACGUGUAAAUUCUGAGCGCCGUGCAAUAACGAAGGCAAAGAAAGAGCUGUCGCGGGAAAAUUGCAAGCUUCAGACUCGGUGCAACGCACUCGAGCUUGAUGUGGAGGUUAGGCGUAAGCAUGAAGAGGAGUUGGAAGCGGUUGCGCGUGACAAGACAGUCGAAGUAGGCAACCUGUGUGCGGAAUUGGCUGAGACAAAAAGAUCUCUGUCGGACCGCAUGGCUCUGGCGACGAGGUUGCAGACUGAAAACAUGGACAUGGCUAGCAAGCUAGCAGAGCAAGUGGUCCUCAUUGAGGGUGCACUACGCGAUGCAGCAAGUAGCAAGGCUUCACAACGUGAAAUGGAGGUUCAGGUGCAAGUCGCAAAGGGGUAUGUGCAGCGGAUGGAACAAAGUGAGACCAAGGCCAAAGAUGAUCUUGAUCGUGUUCAGCGUGAUAUGGUCGAACGAGAAGAGAGUUUUCGGGCUGAGCGGGAAGAGGCUAGAGAAACACUGCAAGCUGCCAUAAAGAAUGAAAGGAACACUUUUGACCGUGAGCUGCAGCGCCUCGAAGCUGAGAGCAAACACAAGUCAAAGUUGGCCUUGCAGGCAGUCUUGGAGAAGGAAAAGGAGAUUACACGUCUUAGUGCACGUCUCCAUGAGUUAGAAGAGGAUGUUCGGUCGGGUGGUGCGGACAAUCGUAAAAUUCUCGAGUUUGCUCAGCUGCAAGCAAAGCGAGAAGCUGAGGCAAGGGAGCAAGCAGCGCAGAUGCAGGCGCUGUCUGAGCAGCUCGAGGAAGCUCAUCGUGAGCUACAAGAAUUGCGUGAGGGCAAGCGACGUCAUGCUGAGGAGCUUACAGCAAUGCUGCAGAAUCAGCGGCGUGACGGUGUCAACAUGGAGUACUUAAAGAAUGUGGUCGUGCAGUACAUGUCCUUCCGACCAGGUUCUUCCGAGCAGGCACGACUCAUACCGGUACUAUCUACGCUGCUUCAAUUCACGGCGAUUGAUGUGAAAGAGGUCGAACACGCAUCCUGCCGGAGCAACAGCUGGACGUCGUGGGGAAGCAGCGAUGCCGGUCUCGAUUACAAACCCAUUGUCGUUAACGCUAGCCAUCACUACCCGACGGCUUGUCGUUCAUCGAUAACACAAGGCGGUGGCGAGAGGAGGUCUCCAUUGAGAAGGGAGGUUUCAGCUUCAGCAUCUCUUGGAUCGUUGGCAUCGCCGUCUCACGUGCCUAGCUUUUUCUUGUCAAACGGCGGUGUCGACGAGCGUGCUGAUCCAUCUGCAGAGAGCGCUGAUUUUUAA